Messenger RNA from Cavenderia fasciculata, 633 nucleotides. RefSeq names its product Vacuolar ATP synthase 21 kDa proteolipid subunit. Gene Ontology annotation, cellular component: proton-transporting V-type ATPase, V0 domain. Bases 1 to 633 code for a protein of 210 amino acids. Lineage: Eukaryota; Evosea; Eumycetozoa; Acytosteliales; Cavenderiaceae. Gene Ontology annotation, molecular function: proton-transporting ATPase activity, rotational mechanism. The record is from RefSeq and is a predicted model, not a curated record. The transcript is spliced from 4 exons. Gene Ontology annotation, biological process: proton transmembrane transport.
AUGAGCAGUUUUACACCAGCCCAAUACUAUAAUCCAACUGGAUUCUUCAUUGCAAAUAUUGCUCCACCAACCUGGGCUGCCUUGGGUUGUGGUUUGGCUAUUGCCUUAUCUGUCGUCGGUUCAUCAUGGGGUAUUUGGAUCACCGGUUCAUCAUUGUUUGGUGCUGCCGUCAAGGAACCAAGAAUUAGAUCAAAGAAUAUUAUUUCUAUUAUUUUCUGUGAAGCCGUCGCUAUUUAUGGUAUUAUUACUGCCAUUAUUCUCCAAGGUCGUAUGAAGGGUAAAGGUUUGAAUCUUGCCGAUCCAGCUGCUGAUUACAAUGCUGGUUAUCUCAUGUUUGCUGCUGGUACCGCCGUUGGUUUUUGUAAUGUUUUCUCUGGUGUAUGUGUUGGUAUUGCUGGUAGUGGUUGCGCUUUAGGUGAUGCUCAAAACCCAUCAUUGUUUGUAAAGAUGCUUAUCGUUGAAAUUUUCGCUGGUGCUCUUGGUUUAUAUGGUGUCAUUGUCGGUAUUUUGAUGACUUCAAACGUUACUCUUGGUGCCAAUAAAAAAACAUGUCUAGUUUUAAUAUUAUUAAUGAGUGAAAGUAAUAGAUUAAAUUAUUCACCUUGCUAUUAUUGUUGUGUUGUUGGUAUCUAG